Messenger RNA from Meyerozyma guilliermondii ATCC 6260, 375 nucleotides. Its product is annotated as sulfiredoxin. Gene Ontology annotation, cellular component: cytoplasm. The record is from RefSeq and is a predicted model, not a curated record. The transcript has a single exon. Gene Ontology annotation, molecular function: sulfiredoxin activity. Gene Ontology annotation, biological process: cellular response to oxidative stress. Bases 1 to 375 code for a protein of 124 amino acids. Lineage: Eukaryota; Fungi; Ascomycota; Pichiomycetes; Serinales; Debaryomycetaceae.
AUGUCACUUCAAUCUAGUAGUCUAAAGGAAGAGUAUGUUCCUCUCAAAGAGAUCAAAAGACCCAUUCCUCCAGUCCUUGAUCACCAAAAGAUAGAAGCCAUGGUUUCUACAUUGAAAGGGACUCCUAUGGCAUCAGCAACUUGCGGCAUUGAGGAAAUCACCGCCGGAGAAUUACCACCAAUUGAUGUGUUCAAGAUAAGAGAAGAGGGAAAAAACCACUAUUUUGCAUUCGGAGGAUGCCAUAGAUUCCAAGCAUACGAUAAAAUGGCUGCUGAAGGCAAUGGAGACGUCCAGGUAAAAUGCCGAAUCUUGCCCGCAACGAGAAAGACUCUCAAGCUUUACUUGGGGUCGUCCGUUGACGAGCUUCUCAAGUAA